GGUAAAUCUUCAAUCAAAAUAUAUGUCCCUCAGCUUUCAUAGGAAGUUGUCAUCAACUCAGAAAAGCAAAAAUCUUCAACAUCUGUGGAAUACUGCGUGAGAAGUGUGGGGUGCCAUGUCGAAGAAACGCAAAUGGGAUGAUGACUAUGUUCGUUACUGGUUCACCUGUAUGACAGAGCUUGAUGGAACUCAGCGCCCACAGUGUGUAUUGUGUAACUCGGUAUUUUCAAACGCUGACCUCCGACCGUCAAAACUGUCUGACCAUUUUAACAGACAGCAUGGUGGUAUAGGUGGGCACGAUCUCAGUAGCCUGAAACAUGUGCCAACACCAGCUGAUCAGAGUGAAACCCUGAAAACAUCUGGAGUUGCAUCUCAGGAAGAUGCCUUACUACAGGCAUCAUAUCAGUUUGCAUAUUUAUGUGCCAAGGAGAAGAAUCCUCAUACAGUAGCUGAAAAAUUAGUGAAACCUUGUGCACUGGAAAUAGCACAAAUAGUUUUGGGACCAGAUGCACAAAAGAAGCUUCAGCAGGUACCCUUAUCAGAUGAUGUGAUCCAUUCUAGAAUUGAUGAAAUGAGCCAGGAUAUCUUACAGCAAGUUCUAGAAGAUAUCAAAGCCAGUCCUCUUAAAGUGGGUAUUCAGCUUGCAGAGACAACAGACAUGGAUGACUGCAGUCAGCUGAUGGCAUUUGUGCGAUACAUAAGAGAGAGAGAGAUUGUAGAAGAAUUCCUGUUCUGUGAACCACUGCAGUUAACAAUGAAGGGAAAAGAUGUGUUUAACCUGUUCAGAGACUUCUUUUUGAAACAUAAGAUAGCACUCGAUGUAUGCGGCUCUGUUUGUACUGACGGUGCCUCUACUAUGCUAGGAGAAAAUUCAGAGUUUGUUUGCUGUGUGAAAAAAGAGGUACCUCAUAUCGUGAUCACACAUUGUUUGCUGAACCCUCAUACACUUGUCACAAAGACAUUGCCUACAAAACUGAGGGAUGCUCUUUUUACUGUGGUGAGGGUAAUAAAUUUUAUCAAAGGGCGAGCUCCAAAUCAUCGCCUGUUUCAGGCUUUUUUUGAAGAAAUUGGAAUAGAGUAUAGUGUUCUCCUUUUCCAUACUGAAAUGAGGUGGCUUUCCCGAGGCCAGAUACUUACUCAUAUUUUUGAAAUGCAUGAAGAAAUAAAUCAGUUUCUUCACCACCAAAGCAGCAAUUUAGUUGAUGGCUUUGAAAACAAAGAGUUUAAAAUUCACCUCGCGUACCUUGCAGAUUUAUUCAAACACCUAAAUGAACUUAGUGCAUCUAUGCAAAGGACUGGAAUGAACACAGUAUCCGCUAGAGAGAAGUUGUCUGCCUUUGUUAGGAAGUUUCCAUUUUGGCUAAAGCGGAUUGAGAAAAGAAAUUUUACCAACUUUCCUUUUCUUGAAGAAAUUGUUGUUUCCGAUAAUGAAGCUUUAUGCAUCGCAGCUGAAAUAACGCGGCACCUGCAACAGCUGAGCAUCUUCUUCCAUGGCUACUUCUCUGUUGGAGAUCUUGAUGAGGCAAGUAAAUGGAUACUGGAUCCAUUUCUCUUUAAUCUGGACUUUGUCAAUGACGGAUAUUUAGUGAAAAAUGAUCUUGCUGAAUUACGAGCUAGUGGCCAAAUCCUAAUGGAAUUUGAGACAAUGAAGCUUGAGGACUUCUGGUGUGCUCAAUUCACAGUGUUUCCCAGCCUGGCAAAGACAGCGCUAGAAAUCCUUAUACCAUUUGCAACUACAUACCUUUGUGAGUUGGGAUUUUCAUCACUUUUGCAUUUUAAAACAAAGUCCAGAAGCUGCUUGAAUAUGAGUGAUGACAUCCGUGUGGCUAUUUCAAAAAAAGUUCCUCGUUUCUCAGAUAUCAUUGAACAAAAACUACAGCUCCAGCAGAAGUCACUGUAA
Molecule: messenger RNA, 1900 nt
Organism: Budorcas taxicolor (takin)
Lineage: Eukaryota; Metazoa; Chordata; Mammalia; Artiodactyla; Bovidae
Gene: ZBED8
Product: family with sequence similarity 200 member C
Exons: 3
Coding region: 116-1900 (594 amino acids)
Source: RefSeq, a predicted model, not a curated record